GGAAGUGGGAGUGGGGAGCUGCAGAAUGGCUGAACUGCAGCGGCUCCGGGAGCAGGAGAUCCCUGCCGCUCAGAAGGCCCUGAAGGACAACGAACACAGCCUCCUCAGAGUGGCUGACUACUGUGAGAAUAACUACCUCCAGGUGGAGGACAAGAGGAAGGCGCUGGAGGAGACCAUGGCCUUCACCACCCAGUCCCUGGCCAGCGUGGCCUACCAGAUCAGCCACCUGGCCGGACAACUUCUGCGCCUGCUGGACCUGCAGACCACGGGGCUUCGCCAGGUGGAGGCCGACGUCUGCACCCUUUCCCAGACGGUGGCCAUGCACAUAGAGAAGGUCGCCCGCCGGGACAUCGGCACUUUGGCCACCGUGCAGCGGCCGGCAUCGCACAAGAAAAUCGCCUACCCGGAAAACCUGCCCACCCGAGGGCCCUACUACCGCAAACCCAUCAACUUCGGCAGCCUGGACCACAUUGGGCACGGGAUCAAGGAUCUGAGCACUCGGCUGUCCCGGACGGGAACUCUGUCUCGCAAAAGUGGGAAGGCUGGAGCAGCCCCUGGCUCAGGCACUCUGGGGCGGGCGGCCCGGGUCCCGGAGCCGGUCCAGUUGCCCGUCGUGCCCGAGGGGAAGCUCUCAGCCGCCUCCUCUCCCUUCCCAUUGACCUCUGGCAGCAGCGUCGAGGGAGCCUGUGGUGGUCCCUCAGCCAAAGGGAUUACUGACCCUCCGUCCCCACCUUUCUUGCCCCCGGCUCCUCCCUCUGACUGCAACUUCCUGCCGCCUCCGGUCCCAGAGGUCUUGGAGCAGCUCCCCCCGCCCCCUCCCCCGCCGGGAGACCCCACCUCACCCACCCCAGCGGCGUUCAUCCCUCCCCCACCUCCGCUACCUCCGCCGCUGCCAGAGCUGGGUCUCCCUCUUCCCCUGGACCUGCUGCCCCCUCCUGAGCCGGAGAGCCUAGACCUGCCGCCCCCUCCGCCCCCCAGCUUCGACCCCGAGGAGACGGCCUGGGAGCCGGACCAGUAUCUGGAGAAAGUGGUGACGCUGUACCCGUACACCCGGCAGAAGGACAACGAGCUCUCCUUUGACCCCGGCACCGUCAUCUGCGUCACCCGCCGCUACUCUGACGGCUGGUGUGAGGGGGUCACCGCCGAGGCUGCUGGCUUCUUCCCGGGGAACUACGUGGAGCCCUGCUGAGCGCCCCCCAUCUGCCCCUCCCAACCCCCCACAACAUCCCUACCCUCUGAAGACCCCCAGAGCUCACGCCCUUACUCGGGGGCUCUCCUCCACUCUGCCCUUCUGCCCCCUGGCCUUCCGGUAACCACAGGUUAGAGAAAGUGUGUUAAUCGUUGUAUUGUACUCUCCCAAGUGCUUAGUACAGUGCUCUGCACACAGUAAGUGCUCAAUAAAUACGGAUUGAAUGAAGGAAGGACAACCCCUACUCCUCUGGGAAGACGCAGCUAACUCCAAAGCGGGGGAUCGCCUACGUGUGUGUGUGUGAGCCCCCAGGAAGUCACCCCAUAUCCCUGCCCCUUUCCCCAGCCCUGAGCACAGCGCCCUGCAUCCACUGAGCGUGCAGCCAAUUAAAUAAAUCGACACGGUUGUGGGCCUCAAGCCGCAAAGAAACCAGACAGCAGGUCUAAAACCUGGAGCUCGGGCAGGCCUCGGUGUGACUGUAAAGCCCGUUGAGGGCAAAGACCUUGGCUUUUCUUUCUGCUGUAUUCUCCCAACCACUUGAACAGGGCUCUGCACACACAGGAAGCAGCUGCUACGGUGCCCUGCACCCAAUAGGACAGUAGGCGGCCAGUACAGUGCCCUGCACAUAGUAGGGAUUGCAACCAAUUCAUUCAGACAGAUUUAUACCCUGCACACAGUAGUUGUUCAGCGACCAACCCCGGCGGACUGAUUGAGCGGUCGGGGUUUUCUGAGUAGGGAAGCCCUUUGCGGGUAGGUAGUAUUUCGUGCUUCUCUUGUGCCUUCCCAAGCGCUUAGGAUGGUAUAUUGCACUCAGUCGGUGCUCAAUAAAUGCCCGUGUUACUA
Molecule: messenger RNA, 2032 nt
Organism: Ornithorhynchus anatinus (platypus)
Lineage: Eukaryota; Metazoa; Chordata; Mammalia; Monotremata; Ornithorhynchidae
Gene: ABI3
Product: ABI family member 3
Exons: 8
Coding region: 26-1189 (387 amino acids)
Biological process (GO): regulation of cell migration
Cellular component (GO): lamellipodium
Molecular function (GO): SH3 domain binding
Source: RefSeq, a predicted model, not a curated record